ACAGCUGGUGCUGACCAUCUUUAAUGAUAUAUGCUGGUUGUGUAAGCAGGGAGCUGAUGAUACCCUUAUCCAUGAAGGUUCAUGCAACUGUCACAUUGUUAUAAAUGGCUUAUCUUGGCUGUAAUAUGUCAUCAUCAUCAGUUCCCUGAACUCAGUUUGAGUAGAAGUAUGCAGUUUUAAUUCACGAUAUAUCCCAGUGCUGCAUUUAUUUUGUGUCCUUGGCUUAGCUAUAGGGCAGGAGAUAAAGAUUAGCUAUCCUAUCUUGAUAUUUCUAGAAGCCAGACUUGUCCCCUUUUUCUAGUGAAUUAAAACUGAAUUUUAAGAGUAUAGGUUUUCUACCCUGUACACUUUAGCACCCUUGCACAAUUUGGAUUGCAACGAAGAUGAGAAGGAUGUGCGAUUGAUGAAAUGUAUGUGGUCUGAGAGGCCCCAUCCCUUCCUGACCAUCAGUACAAGAACUUCUUCCUUUCUUAACGCAAUUAACAAUUCAGUGUCAAACCAACAGUCUCCAGAAACUAUUGAACAUGUCUCAGUGGACCUGCGUUUACUUAUAUGAAACAAAUACCAUUACCCAGUUGAGUACAGUGAAAUAUUCAAGGACUGAAGAGGUCUGAAAUGAAAUGGCGGCUGUGCAUGAAACCCCCAGGGAGGCCUAAUCUAGGCAGAGUGUGUUCCACACAGGAAAAGGGAAGUGUUCACCUAAUGCUGUGCUUCUGAAAAAAUACUUUUUUAAGUUACUCUUGCCUAACUUAAUUCAUGGGGCAUGCAUUUGUCAUUGUAAUUCUUCAUGCCAUUCACAUCUCCCCACUGCUUUUAUUGUACCUGAAAGAAAAGUGUUGUCUACAGCAUGUACCUUCUCUUCUAAUUAUUCUUUCCAUAUAAUAAUAUAGUAUAUGAACAGUUUUGCACAAAUAUGGCAUCAUUCAUAUUGGCUGCCUUUAUGGAGUAGUUUGUGUUCAUUGGUGGCUGUUGUGGGUGGCACAUGAAGUCACAAGAUGUCAACAUGUUUCCUGGUUCCUUGUUCAUUGAAAUACAUGCUUUACUGUCAGUGAAAUUCACUACAUCUUUCUUCGCUGCUCUGUCCUCUCUCCCAGGGGGAACAUUGCAGUGCAUGCCCUGGGCUCUUAUCCUGAAUCACGGUGUAGCUAUGGCAACAGGUUACCUGUGCGCCCUUCUUAUCCUCAUCCUGCUGGGGACCGCUGUUCCCUGGCAACACCCCGAGAGGCUACCUGUGGCAGCAGGACCCCCGCUGGAGGGCAGGCCUUUCACUGUGGUCUGGAACAUGCCUACAGCUCACUGCAAGGAGAGGUAUGGGAUAGACCUUGACCUGACAGACUUCGACAUCAUCGAGAACCAUCAUGAGAAAUUCCUGGGCCAGAACAUGACCAUCUUCUACCACAACAAGUUGGGCCUGUACCCGUACCUCUCAAAGGGGGGCGACGACGUCAACGGGGGCAUCCCCCAACGGGGUAACCUGAGAGCACACCUCGGCGAAGCCAAAUCGAAGAUUGAGGCUCUGCUGCUGCCCCUCUUCCACGGGCUGGCUGUAAUUGACUGGGAAGAGUGGCGUCCCCUGUGGGUACAGAACUUUGGUAAGAAGAGGAAGUACCAAGAGCUGUCAAAGGAGCUGGUGAGGGAGGAACACCCAGAGCUCUCCGGUGAGGAGGUGACGUUCCUGGCACGCAAACAGUUCAACAAGAGUGCCAGGGAUUUCCUGUUCUCCACCCUCCAGCUGGGUGUGCAACUGCGGCCGGCCGGAUCCUGGGGCUUCUAUGGGCUCCCAAGCUGUCCCAACUACCACAAGGCGCAGUCUCCCCACAGCUACACUGGGCAUUGCCACCCCAAAACCACAGAGAGGAAUGACCGCCUGGACUGGCUGUGGGGACAGUCUACUGCCCUCUAUCCCAGCAUCUACCUGCCCUACCAGCUGGCUGGGUCCAGUAAUGCUGCCCUCAUGGUCCGAUUCCGGGUCCUGGAGGCUCUAAGGGUGGCGGCAAAGUACCCCUCUUCUGUAAAUGCCACUCCUGUACUGCCCUACGCAAGAGUGGCGUUUGCACACACACUUCACUUUCUUAACAAGAUGGACCUGGAGCACACCCUGGGGGAGAGCGCAGCUUUGGGGACUGCUGGAGUGGUACUGUGGGGGGAGUUGCAGUUUGCCAAAUCCAAGCACCAGUGCAAGAUACUGCAUGACUACGUGGGCUCUGUCCUUGGAAAAUACGUAAGGACCCUGAAGAGAGGAGUGCAGCAAUGCAGCCAUAGGCUGUGCAGCGGGAACGGGCGAUGUGCCCGCAGGAACCCCGACUCCGGACACAUGAUGCAUUCGUUUUCCUCCCCUGAGCCCCAUCGCAUCCAUGACUCCACCUUCAGCUCCGCCCAGCUACGCUCUGCAUUCCACUGCUUGUGUUAUCAGGGCUGGACUGGAGAGCUUUGCCAGGACAAGAUACUUUGAAAAAAAGAAAUUGUUGAAAUGAUGUCCUUGUAAGGAUUCUUCUAAAAUGGUUUAGAACAAUGGUUAUUGUAAAGACAGAAUAGGGAAUUGUUCUAUGUGAGAAAUUGUCAUGGGCAGCCACCAUGGCUGUGCAUUUUGGAACUGAUCAUGGCUGACCCGAUAACUAACAAACAUAGCUUGGGGAAACCUGACUCUCCUUACAAAGUUAAACCUGACUCAAACAUCAGCAAAGUGAAAAUAACAAAACUUACCAAUUUUACAUUUCCAUUUAUUUGUGCAAAUCACAGCCAUUGCUUAUGAAAACCGUGUUACAACACAUUAUGGUCCUACUGUUUGGUAUAAAUUACAGUUUUAGUGCUUUUUAAAACAGUUUAUCUGACAAUCUGGUACCAGGUUCAGUUUACCAAAAAGGUGCUCUGAAUAUGUGCUUUGAAUGAAAUGAUUAAAGUACAAUCUACAAAGAAUAAUA
Molecule: messenger RNA, 2921 nt
Organism: Anguilla rostrata (American eel)
Lineage: Eukaryota; Metazoa; Chordata; Actinopteri; Anguilliformes; Anguillidae
Gene: hyal3
Product: hyaluronidase 3
Exons: 4
Coding region: 983-2452 (489 amino acids)
Biological process (GO): carbohydrate metabolic process; hyaluronan catabolic process
Cellular component (GO): acrosomal vesicle
Molecular function (GO): hyalurononglucosaminidase activity
Source: RefSeq, a predicted model, not a curated record